Molecule: messenger RNA, 1470 nt
Organism: Bombina bombina (fire-bellied toad)
Lineage: Eukaryota; Metazoa; Chordata; Amphibia; Anura; Bombinatoridae
Product: zinc finger protein OZF-like
Exons: 5
Source: RefSeq, a predicted model, not a curated record
AUGUCUCAGAAAAGGGGUGUCUGCAAGAGGGUGGAUAUCGAUAAAAUCGAAGUUAUAUGGCUCUUAUGGUUAAUCCAAGUACAACUCUCAUAUUCUACUGUGACCCCUUCUCGUUUACUGUUUGCCGUGUUUGCUUUGCACAGCCCUUCCCAGCAAUAUCACGGCUCCCUUGCACUGGCCUAUUCUAAAGAUAAUGAUGAUAUUAAUACUGACGUAGAUGUUAAAACAGAAGAUGUGAGUGUAACGUGUCAGCUGGAAGCUCCAAUGCAGGAAAUGUGUGACAGUGACAAUGCAGAUGAUGAUGAUAUUAAUACUGACGUAGAUGUUAAAACAGAAGAUGUGAGUGUAACGUGUCAGCUGGAAGCUCCAAUGCAGGAAAUGUGUGACAGUGACAAUGCAGGUGUAAAUGAUGCUAAGAUUUCAUGUAACACUAAACAAACUGAAGAUCAGUGGCUAAGAAAUAUGCCAGGAGCUGCAGAACAGGAAAUAUGUGCCAAUAUAAGCACAGGUGAAUUCACAAACUGCAAUAAUCCUAGUCAUGAUCAGAGUUCAGAUGCUUCUUUACUUCUGCAAAAUCAAAGAAGCCACAUGGGAAAUUUACAUCUUUGUAAACAUCUAAAUAUUCAUAUAGGAGAAAAGCCAUUUUCCUGUCCUAUAUGUGGGAAAUUUUUUAACCAUAAAAAAAAUCUUGUUGCUCAUUGCAAAAUACAUAGAACAAAAAAAGGAUUUUUAUGUUCUGACUGUGGAAAAUGUUUUACUCAGAAAUCAACUCUUAUUACGCAUCAGAAAAUUCAUACUGGGGAGAAAGCAUUUUCAUGUUCUGAAUGUGGAAAAUGUUUUACUCUGAAAUCACAUCUUCUUAGCCAUCAGAAAGUUCAUACAGGGGAGAAACCAUUUUCAUGUUCUGACUGUGGGAAAUGUUUUACUCUGAAAUCAAAUCUUAUGACGCAUCAGAAAACUCAUACUGGGGAGAAAGCAUUUUCAUGUUCUGACUGUGGAAAAUGUUUUACCCGGAAAAUUACUCUUAUUAAGCAUCUGAAAAUUCAUACUGGUGAGAAAGCAUUUUCAUGUUCUGACUGUGGGAAAUGUUUUACUCUGAAAUCAACUCUUCUUAGCCAUCAGAAAAUUCAUACAGGAGAAAAAGCAUUUUCAUGUUCUGACUGUGGGAAAUGUUUUACUCAGAAAUCAAAUCUUAUGACGCAUCAGAAAACUCAUACUGGGGAGAAAGCAUUUUCAUGUUCUGACUGUGGGAAAUGUUUUACUCUGAAAUCAAAUCUUAGUAGGCAUCAGAAAAUUCAUACAGGAGAGAAAGCAUUUUCAUGUUCUGACUGUGGGAAAUGUUUUACUCAGAAAUCAACUCUUCUUAGCCAUCAGAAAAUUCAUACGGGCGAGAAAGGAUUUUCAUGUUCUGACUGUGGGAAAUGUUUUGCUCUGAAAUCAAAUCUUAUUAGCCAUCAGAAAAUUCAUACA